Messenger RNA from Suillus clintonianus, 1702 nucleotides. RefSeq lists its product as uncharacterized. NCBI's taxonomy places the organism in Eukaryota, Fungi, Basidiomycota, Agaricomycetes, Boletales, Suillaceae. The coding region runs from base 120 to 1601 and encodes 493 amino acids. The transcript has 14 exons. The record is from RefSeq and is a predicted model, not a curated record. Gene Ontology annotation, molecular function: dipeptidase activity.
UUCCGCGUUCGAUAUGCACCAGGUGUCAAGCGCCGAAUAGUUGAUAAACUCAGUCAUGUUACCAAGGACCCCAUUUAGUGAUCCCCCACUCUUCGCCGCUACUUAUCGCUGUCUCUCUGAUGUCCUUAGACGCCUCUGAUGCCAAUCAUCGUAACGGGUGCCUUUCUCUAAGACGCCUGUUCAAGUUCAAACCUCGACGCAUACCUAAGAGUUCCUCCAAACAAGCUAACACAUCCCAGAUAUAUGAUCAGACACUAAAGGCGCCUGAUUCAGAAAGGGACGUCGAUCUUACAGAUCUGACUUCCCGCGUGUUUUACGAUACGUGCUGUGACUUUGGAAGCAGCAAAUUCAAUACUGCAGCAUGCCAGUGGGAUGCUCCUCCCGUUUAUUCAGAUCUGCCUUCUCCUGGUGGUUCUAUACGUGCAGAAAUCAGGCACACUAUCGAAACCAUGGUCGACACACUCGAUUCCUCCCUACGAUAUCUAAGUGUCCAGAUUCACAGCCACCCAGAAUUGAUGUUUGAAGAAAUAUUUGCACACAAUCUCCUGUCUGAUUAUAUGGAAAACCACGGGUUUUCCGUGACGAGGCAUUACCUCGGUCUCAAGACUGCUUGGAGGGCUGAAUACACCCACGGAAAGGGAGGUAGAACCAUUGGAAUUAACUCGGAGAUGGACGCAUUACCCGUGAUUGGGCAUGCCUGUGGCCACAACCUCAUUGCAAUCAGUGGGGUAGGCGUGGCAUUAGCCAUAAAAUCCGCACUGGAAACCUACAACGUUCCUGGCACAGUCGUUCUUCUAGGAACCCCAGCUGAAGAAGGUGGCGGAGGAAAGAUUAUCCUGCUUGAGCGAGGAGCCUACAAAGGGAUGGAUGCUUGUUUAAUGUGUCAUCCUUCCCCUGGACCCGAGCUGUCUUCGUUUGUGGUAUCUUCACUGGCGAUGCAAUCUAUAGAUGCCGAGUUCUUUGGGCAAUCCGCUCAUGCUGGAGAUGCUCCAUGGGAAGGCGCCAACGCACUUGAUGCUGCGUUCUUAGCAUACUCCAGUGUCUCCGUAUUACGGCAGCAGAUUAAACCUGACCACAGAGUGCAUGGCGUCAUAAAUGGCAGCGAGAGAGCUGCGAAUGUGAUCCCUGACUACGCCAAAAUGAGGUGGUAUGUCCGAGCGCCGACACAAGACCAGUUAGCGAAACUGACAGCAAGAGUGUCCGCCUGUUUUGAGGGUGCCGCGUUGGCGACUUCCUGCCGUCUCAAGCUCACGAAGAACACGCCCUAUUAUGAUUUACGGCAGAAUAACAUCCUCGCGGGUGCCUUCUCUCAAGCAAUGAAUGAACAAUCUGGCAUGCAUGUCGGGCAAUAUCCCUCAGGGGCGUCCACAGAUUUUGGCAACGUUUCAUACGUCUUGCCCUCGCUACAUCCAGCUUUUGCCAUCCCUACACGGCCCAAUGGGGGAAAUCAUUCGCCAGCAUUCGCUGAUUCUGCGCGAACCACGGAAGCCCACAAAGCAUGUAUGAUUACCACCAAGGCCUUGGCGUGUACGGGCUUCCGUGUCCUGGAUGACAACGUUUUUUUCAAGCGGGUACGAGAGGCCUUUGAGGCCAGCCUUUGAUGCGAUCCAUAACGGAGAGCUUAUUAGAGUGUGUACGUUUGAAUGUGGAUUUAGGUUCAGAGAUAGGUGACUACCACACCGUGUAUGUACUUAUAUGUAGA